Molecule: messenger RNA, 1185 nt
Organism: Coregonus clupeaformis (lake whitefish)
Lineage: Eukaryota; Metazoa; Chordata; Actinopteri; Salmoniformes; Salmonidae
Gene: saxo4
Product: protein phosphatase 1, regulatory subunit 32
Exons: 12
Coding region: 85-1035 (316 amino acids)
Molecular function (GO): phosphatase binding
Source: RefSeq, a predicted model, not a curated record
CGUGGAGACGGCACGGGUCCCGCGCUAUAAAAGCAGCCACAGCGCCAGGCCGCCGUUAAGCAGACACGCCGCCUUGAGAGACAGAUGGGUAGUCAGGGAGACGUGGUCACUCCAGGAGGAACCGGAAGCCCAGGAGGCCGCCUGGCCAACACCUCUUACAGGUCCUCGUAUGGCAAGGAAGGCUUCAGUCCAUGUCUAGGCCAUCAUUACGGGACAGGGUACUCUGCCAACCUGAGACCUGCUGUUAACUACAGCCCCAGCCUGGACCACACUGACAACCCACAGCUAGGGCGUUCUCUGCUGGAUAGUUUCCAGUCUCAGACUAAGCGCCACUUCCAGCCUCUGACCAGACCUGAUGGGUCAGAGACCCUGCCCUGCCCCAGUGGACAGAUCAGAGAGAGUGGAUACCUACAGCUCAACAUACGGCCUACAGCAAAUGUAUCUUUCCAGACAGAGUAUGAGGAACACUUUGUUCCCCAUCGUCCCAGACCACCAGUUUCACAGAAGCACCAGUUAGUGGGAGCCCAAGGAGAGAGCGGUUUCCCUGAGGGGAUGGCCCUGCAACCCAACACCUUUCUGCCCCAGUACCACAUGGGCGAUCCUAGGAGGACUGAGAACUCUGUGAUGAGAGAUGACUUCCUGCCUAUAUCCUUUCUUCAGGGCUCUGAGAUGCUCCCCAGGCUGGUCAGUAGAGUCCCCAGAGAAACAGGCUUCACCAGGGACACAUUGGACCCUCUGGCCUGUCUAGCCUCUCUGUUACCUGGCUCUGGGACUCAGAAGAUCAGCUCACCUGCCGAGAAGAAGUUGAUUGGGAUGAAGGAGCGUUCAGGAUUCAUCCUCAACACACCAAACCUGAAAAACCUGUCACACACACCGUCCGAACCCUCACGCUUCCGCACUCACUACCAGACCAAGUUCUGUGACGUUUCAGCGCUAGAGAACCUAAGAGCAGGCUGGACGAGAGGAGGCAUCCACAAGCACAGGACCAAUGGUUACACUGGGAGAGACACAGACAGGUUUAACCUCAGGCACUGACUGUCAAGGUACAAAGUCAGACAUCAGAUCACCCAUUAAAUACCCUUAAUAUAUUUCCAACUGGCUAACAGAGAUGGUGUUUUCAGCUGAUAAUGGCAUGGGCGCUGCUAUUUCCAUCCAAAUAAAACGGUUGAUUUUUAUCAAUUGGAU